Messenger RNA from Canariomyces notabilis, 1359 nucleotides. RefSeq lists its product as uncharacterized. The record is from RefSeq and is a predicted model, not a curated record. Bases 1 to 1359 code for a protein of 452 amino acids. NCBI's taxonomy places the organism in Eukaryota, Fungi, Ascomycota, Sordariomycetes, Sordariales, Chaetomiaceae. The transcript has 2 exons.
AUGGCCCCGCUACCUGCGACGCCGGUGACUUCUCGAUUUCUCCUUUCCAAGAGACAAACUACACAGUCUCAUACUAGUCAAACAUUAAAUCAGCAGCAUGGAAUUAUACCGCAGCUGCUUUAUAUCACACCAAGGUUCGCCUCAACACCUAGGCCAUCCUCAGCCCACUCUGGCGCGGUAUUCGCAACCCCAGCCUUGGCCAUCAAGACGCGAGGGCCCCGAACCCGUUCGACACAGGAUAUCAUCGAUGUUAGCUCACCUGUCUCCGACAACGCACAGUCUCCACCUCUGUCUCCUACUACCAGUGACACACUCCCAGAGCCAAUUGAGAUCGACUCGUCCCUCCUGCUGGAGUCCUCCUUGCCCGAGGAACCCGAGACCUACCGCGCCUCUAAGCGCAGGCGCAUUUCCAUCGCCUCAUCCUCGCCCGAAACCUAUCCAGUGACCAGCCCGGAUCUCAACAGCGGCAGCGACAUAGAGUCGCUCCCGGACGCGCCAGACGAGGACAAUGACCACCGGCCCUCCUCCUCCCACUCCAGACCAUUCUCUGAAGAGGAAGAGGAAGAGGAAGAGGAAGAAGAAAGGGUACAAACAGUCAGCGACGACGAAACCCCCCGGCCUCCUAGCCCAGUGUCCUCCUCCUCAGUCCUGUCUUCUUCUUCCCCGCCUCCUUCAUCCCCAGACCUGGACCCCUCUCGCCCACGACGACCACCGCAGCCCAACCAUCCUCACACAACCACCAGCAAAGAACAACAGGACCCGGCCCGGCGCUUCAAACCCCACCCGCACCAGACCACCGACCCAGACUAUCUGCCUCAGCUGCAGCAGCUGCCGGAUCUCUUGUUCUCCCCGCAACGCCGCGGCGGGCCAAAGUACCUCCCCGGAGGACUGGCCGCCGAGCUACGGGACUGGCUGGUCGAGGUAAAAGAGGGCGCCGAUGUCGUGGCCGACCUUGACAGCGGGCAGCCACCGAUGUCGGAACAUCCUCGUGCGGCUCCCUCCGCGGUGGUGAUGACGAUGAUGAGGGUGCGGGUUGAGGCAGUUCGCCGUGGCGGGGUGGGGAUGACACUUGUUGCUGGGCGACAGGUUGGGUCUGGGCCGGGUCGGGUCGGGCCUGAUGGGGACAGCCAGGGGCGGGGGCGGGAAGGGGAAAGGGAUGCGGUGGAGCUGAGGGUGAUGCUUGCGGGUGAGGGGAUGGUUCAGGGGCUGGGUGGCGGUGAUAGUGGGGGGAAUCUGGGGAGGGUUGUGCCUGGUGCGGUGGUGGCUGUUGCACCGCCCACGUGGGAAGUUGAACUUGGGGCCGAUGGGCGGUGGGCAGUUGCGUACCGCUGGGAGGUUGUCAGGGAGGGAGGUGGUUGA